Marmota flaviventris (yellow-bellied marmot) is the source of this 936-nucleotide messenger RNA. Its product is annotated as vomeronasal type-1 receptor 4-like. Gene Ontology annotation, cellular component: membrane. The record is from RefSeq and is a predicted model, not a curated record. Gene Ontology annotation, molecular function: pheromone receptor activity. Lineage: Eukaryota; Metazoa; Chordata; Mammalia; Rodentia; Sciuridae. Gene Ontology annotation, biological process: G protein-coupled receptor signaling pathway.
AUGGCAGCCAGUGAUGUGGCUGUAGGAAUCAUCUUCCUGUCACAGACUGUGGUUGGAGCUCUGGGCAAUUCCUCUCUUCUCCUCCAUUACCUGGUCCUUUACUUCACUGGGUGCAGGGUAAGACACACAGACUUGAUUCUUCAGCACUUGAUUGUGGCCAACUUGUUAGCUCUCCUGUGUAGAGGAGUUCCCCAGACAAUGGCAGCUUUUGGAAUGAAAGAUUUCACCAGUGAUAUUGAUUGCAAGCUGCUAUUUGCUCUUCACAAGAUGGGCAGAAACAUGUCCAUGUGGAGCACCUGCCUCCUAAGCAUCUUUCAGGCCAUUAAGAUUAAUUCUGGGAACUCCAGGUGGGUUGAGCUUCAAAUGAAAGCUCCCAGAUACAUCAUUUCCUGCAUAUACCUGAGCUGGGUCCUAUCCCUUUUUUUAAAUGUUAUAAAUUUUAUGUACAUGACUGAAAAAAGGAACAAAACCAUCACCAAUGUAAUAGACUAUGGGUACUGUUCUAGCAUCCGUCAUGACCCAACCACUAAUUCACUGUUUGCAGCAUUGCUAACCUUCCCUGAUGCUAUGUGCGUGGGGCUUAUUCUCUGGGCCAGCAGCUCCAUGGUACUUGUCCUGCACAGGCACAAGCAGAGAAUGCAGCAAGUUCAUAAGACCAGCUCCUCAAGGUGCUCCCCUGAGUCCAGAGCCACCAAAACCAUCCUCCUCCUGGUGAGCACCUUUGUCUCCUUUUACACACUUUCCUGCAUCUUUCAGGUUUGUAUGAGUGUUAUGUACACUCCUAGCUGGUUUGUGGUAAAUGCAGGUUUUAUUAUUGCUGGGUGUUUCCCAGCUGUCAGCCCCUUUCUGCUCAUGAGCCGAGACUAUAGUGUAUCUGGGCUCUUCUUUACCUGGAUACAGAAUAGAGGAACCCGUGAUAUUACGGGACAGUUGUAA